Molecule: messenger RNA, 459 nt
Organism: Ctenocephalides felis (cat flea)
Lineage: Eukaryota; Metazoa; Arthropoda; Insecta; Siphonaptera; Pulicidae
Product: histone-lysine N-methyltransferase SETMAR-like
Exons: 1
Coding region: 1-459 (152 amino acids)
Molecular function (GO): nucleic acid binding
Source: RefSeq, a predicted model, not a curated record
AUGGGUCUGUAUGAUAACCCAAAACGCAAAAGGCAGUGGCUCUCUCCAAAAGAAAACCCUCGAAGUACUGCUAAGCCAGGUUUACACCCCAAAAAAGCGCUUUUGUGUGUUUGGUGGAGUAUUCGCGGCAUUGUUCAUUUUGAAUUAUUGAAAUCUGGACAAACUGUUACUGCAGACCUCUACAGAGAACAAUUGCAGCGAGUAAAUCAAUCUUUAAUUGAAAAGUGGGCAGCAAUUGUCAACCGAAAAGGCGUCAUUCUCCAACAUGACAAUGCAAGACCGCACUGCGCAAAGCGAACUCUAGAAAAAAUUAAUGAAUUGGGGUGGGAGGUGCUGCCUCAUCCACCAUAUUCGCCCGAUGUUGCACCAUCGGAUUUCCACUUAUUCCGAGCGCUGCAACACUUUUUAAGUGGCAAAACAUUUGCAAAUUUGGAUGAUAUCCAAAAAUGCCAUCUCUAG